UCAAACCAACAGUUCAACAGUUCCACCUUUUAUAACCUCUUCUCAGUCGACACUAGCUACGUUUAUUUUCUUCUUUUUAUUAAUUAAGUAGAAAUAUAUGAUAAUUAUUUGAAAGCGGGAUUCACCGGAGAGCAGACGAGGUCACAGUAGUCAUACUGGAUGGAUUAAUAGAUGGCGCUGUUGUCUGCAGGUUCAGUUAACUCCUGGUCUGGACGGACUUCAAACACUGUGACACAUAUAUUAACGUUAUAAACUGAUAAUUCUUCAGUAUAAAGUGGAAUAAAGUGUCUCUAAAAUGCUCCUGAAGAUCCAGUUUUUCGACAAUAGAAGAGUUGUUAACAGUUAUAUACCACCUGUGAGGCUGUGACACCAGACAGGUGAGGCUGUGACACCAGACAGGUGAGCAUAUCACUGUAUUUCAAGGAAAACUCUCACCUGACUGACUCAGCCACCCCUGAGGCAUGUUGUGUUAAAGAAACACCUAUGCAGGUGGAUCCUACACUAAUGAAUGUAGGGGAUGGAGGCACGGUGAGCAGAGAGAUCAGUGCUCCAAAUAAAGCGUCUGCUAGUAUGGUGGGAAAUCCCCCCCAGACGCUACCCCUUGAGUUUAGAGGAGAUGUUACCCUCAGUCAGCAAAACAAGACCACUCCAACAACAGACUGUAAGACAGCGAAAGCCUGCCUGGACACUAGCAAUUACAACCACAGCCCUGAGCUUUCUCCACCUCAACAGCCCAACAAUGCACCGACGGCCGGCUCAGAGAAGAGAGCAGACAAAAGGGCAGAGGCCCCUAAACUCAAGGCUGACGGUGCUGGGGUCUUCCCCGCUCCUCAGUGGUCAAGUGGCGUAAAGGUCAGCCGGGAGGACUCGCUCAACCCCUGUCACAGCAAUGUGACCUCCAGUAAGAAAUCACACCCUCAAACACAACCCGCGCAAAGUGUUCCACCUGGGUUUCAGUGCACCACUAUGUUUAAACCAGUCCAGCCUGUUGCCUUCCUCCCUUCCACUAAUUUCCCCUCUCCACUUUGUAAAAUCACUCUUCCACCAGCAUUGGGUCAGAUUGCAGCAUUGAGGGAAGCCACAGCCAGUCAGUUUCAGAAAGAAAUCCAGCCUCAAAGCUCAGGCGUCGGGGGGACACCUCUCCUGCGGACCUACCCCUACCCGUUCUCGGUGGGCCGGACUCCGGCAGCAGAGAAAAAAGCCGCCACAUCGUCGUCAAAACUUAAAUCUAACCAUUCAUCUAAUAAAAACGCCAAAUCUGUGGGAGAGCAUAAAUCUUUAGCCUCAGUGGUGGCCUCACCAGCUAUUGCCCUACCAUUGCAGCACCCUUCAUUAACUCCUGCAGCACCCACCCGCUACACGCUGUCUCCCACUGCUGCCAUUUGCUGUGGCUCUGCGCUGGCCAGCAUCACCUCUCAGAGCAGACUGCUGAACCAUGUGGACAAAGGCAACAGCAUAGACAAGGCAACCACGGGCUCUCUGAAAACGUCACCUCCCUCUGCUUCAGAGGACCACACAGCUUGUUCUGUUGAACCGAGAGAUGUACCUCUUGAUUUAUCGGCUAAAUCGAAACGUCCAAAAUGCGUAAAUGACCCUCCAGUUACGAUGAUUGAGCCUCAUAAUAAUGAGUCGAAUCAGAGAGAUUUUCUAAACUCAAAGAGGGCUCAUUCUACAGCUUAUAGCUCAGCUGUGCAAUACCCGAUCUUACCCAACACCCACAGAAAUGGAUCCCAUCAAAAGCAGGUAAAUAGGCCUCAGAAUCACCUGGUCCCAGAGCCCAAACCAACCUGGGGUAAGGGAUCUCCACAAGACUCCAUAAAAAACAUCCCUGGAACGUAUGUAGGUGUGGCGAGCCCCAUACUGGCUUCUACUCUACGGGGCAAAGACGGAAAAGGGGCUUUUGCAGAUGAGUUUCAGAGUUUCGCGAAGCAGGAGUUUAUAUCUAUAAUCGACCAAGGAGAGCAUCUGGCCUCAGGGGGAAAGAAGCCAUCCUGUCUGAUGAAGGGCAACCAGCACGCUCACAGUGUCAAGCAUGUUAAAAACACCAGCACAGCCAUAACUAAGAACUGUCCCUCUAAAGGAGCCCUAACGACCGCCCUGUCGAGCUCCGCCAGCGCUCCGACUCAUCAGAAAUCUGGAGCUGGCAAAGCAGCGGUGCCGUACUCCACCACUGUCGUCACUCCAGCUUGGCAGCAGCCACCUCAUCUUCUGCAUCAAGCCUCACCCGUUCAGAGAAAAAACACACAAGGAUCUCCAAAGACGAAGGGCACCACAGCUACAGAGGGAUCGAAGUUUCAGAGUGCCCAUCACAGCCCGUCCAAACCCGAGGACGAUAAGUGGGAGAGAAUGAAGUCUCCCCUGUCCAACCUCGCGUCCAUCGUCAAGCAGCAAGCUCUCGAAACAACAGCACCGACGGGCGAGGGCAACGCUCAAGCCUCACCUGUUGCUUCAAGAAAAGCCGAUGUUCUGAAUCCACUCUCUGUGAGCCCGACCCAAUCCAAACAUGCUUUUGAAUACCCACCAUACUGGUCUGUGGCUGGUGGGCCACCUCAAGGAGAUUCAACUCUAGCUAUGAAGAGGCAUGAGAAGGCGAACGCCGCUGAGCUUUUGGAGAAUAAUACAGAGUUAAACACCAGCCAGGGAGAACAUGCGGGACUACAAGCGAAGCAAGGCUCCUCGAAGCCUGCCGGCCUUCUCUUUGGGACCAAUGCAUCAACAAAUGGGAACAGGAUGGAGAGCAAGCUGGCCCAGGUGUUAGAGGGGGAGAUGUUGAAGAAAGAAAGUGGGGCGUCAGACAGUCCUCCCGGUGACAAAUUGGAGGGCAUGGUCGCGUCCAUUCUUACAGGCCAGUGUGCGGCGGGAGGCGACAAGUUUGAAAAGAAAACAAACGGAACCAAAGAGGAGUCGCCGACCAAAGCGAAAGCUGCUGCCGUCAAACAAAAGAAAACCGGUCCUAAGAAGCCAGCAAAGGAGAAGUCACCACCGGACUCAUCAAAGAAGGCUGCAAGAAAGAAAAAGCAAGAUGCAGAGAACACGCCAACCAAAGUGUCUUGUCAAAAGAAGCAGAAGAAACAGUGUGCACCUGUGCUGGAGGAGAGUCCGUCGGCGGGGAAACUUUCUCCACAGAGUAAAGAGACGACUCCGAGGGACAAGAUGGGUCCCAACAAGGUUGAGCAGCCAACCCGCACCAAAUCAGUUACAGAUAGCGGCGGCAGUGCUCAGAGUGCAGAGACUCCCGCGUCUCUCAGUCGUAAGGAGGCUGACGCUACAGGGAGCUCCUUCCCAAGACUGAGGAGAGGACGACGGCGAGCCGAUGAGGCUCGACUCGACCUCUGGGGCUUUGCAACGCCUUCCCCUCCACCCCCACAAAUGCCUCCUCCCCCAGUUUCCCCGUCACCCCCCAUGACUCCCACCCAACCCGCCCGCCGUCCGAGAGGGAGGCCUCGCUCAAACCCCCUGCCGGAGCGAGUGAUUCAGGGUAAGGGCAAGACAGAGGGCGACACACCCGCUCCUAAGAAACGCCGGCGAUGUCGUAGCAAAAAGUAUCAGACCGGGGAUUACAUCACUGAGAAAGACAAGCUGGAAGACGGAGAGCACCUUGAGGAAUCCCUGAGACAGGACAGCGGAGUCCCAGCAGAUCCACAGGCGGAGCAGUGUCCGAGUCCCAACGCCUGCAGUCCAGAGCAUCCUACACGGAGACCCUCGUUCACUCGCUCGGGGUCGGUCCGCUACCAGGAGAGCGAGGUAUCUCCAGAGUGCAACGACAAGCCUUCGGGGAAGAGGAAGUUCAAAAGCAAGCACUUGAGUGACAACGACGAGCAGAAGGAGCCGAAGGAGCCGAAGGAGCCGAAGGAGCCGAAGGUAGGACACUCGCUGAAGAUUAAGACCAAACGCAGCAGCUUGGGUAAGCGUGCUGCCUCGCUGGCCCUGGAUGAUGACGGUGCUGAUGUAAAAAGAACAGAAAGCCUCCCACCCACUCAGAAAGGUUUGCCAUCAUGUCCAUCCAAUAAGAAAGGCUCGUCGGGGAGAAGCAGCGGCUCAGAGUCUCCACCCAAAAGGGCCGUUCCUCCGGAGGUUCGUCGGUUGAUUGUCAACAAAAACGCCGGGGAGACUUUGCUGCAACGCGCUGCACGCUUGGGCUAUCAGGAUGUAGUUCAGUACUGUCUCGAAAAGGACAUCAGGGAGGUGAAUCGGCGCGAUAAUGCCGGUUACACAGCUCUCCACGAGGCGUCCUCUCGAGGCUGGACUCAGAUUGUCCAGAUGCUGCUGAAACACGGCGCCGACGUCAACUGUAGCGCCCAGGAUGGGACACGGCCCCUUCACGACGCAGUAGCGAGCGAUAACCUGCCUAUAGUCUGGUUGCUCCUGAACCACGGCGCUGACCCGACGCUGGCCACCUACUCUGGACACACUCCGGUCAAACUGGCACACAGCCCGAGCAUGAAGACCUUCCUCACAGAUUAUUUCACAGACCUGGAAGACCGCAAAGAACGGGAUCCCAGUUCACCCUGGGAUUUCUACAGUACCUCCCUGUUUGAGACCGACCAGGAGCCGUGCUGGGACUUCCUGCUGUCGGAGCAGAAUCAGGACCUGGAGGAAGACACGACAGGAAAGACUGAGCCGGACUCGGACAAAGACUGCCUCCUGUUUGAGUUCUCCUCCGAGCCUCUCUUACCCUGCUAUCAUGUUCAGGUGUCAUUAACCCAGGGCUUUUGCAACUGGUUCCUCCUGACGGAUGUCCUAAAGCGUCUGAAGAUGUCGGCGCGGAUCUUCCGGGCGCGUUACCCGCACCUGGAGGUGGUGAGUCUGUCCUGUGCGGAGCUCUGGAAGCAGGUAUCGAUCAGCCAGGUGAGUUCCGCUUUAGCUUCAUCUUACAAAGGCAAAAACAACAAGGAGGAGGAGGAGGAAGAGAAGGAGGAGGAAGCAGAAGAGGGACUUGUGGAUCUGGUGCGAUGUGUACCAGAGCUCCAGAGACUACUGGGCUCCUCCAUUCACAUCCUGCAAGAGGAUGAGGAGGAGGAGAUGGAGGAAGAGGAGGAAGAGACACUGACGAACACGGGCAAGCCUCGCAGCCGAUAGCCUCUCUUUCACCGCGCUCCUCCACCUGUCGUCAACCCGUGUCCUUCCCUGCAAGCAGCAGCUCAAAGGAAACCUCUCCGUCCGACGUAACGAGGGUCAUCAUGGGUUUUAACUCCAGCAGACAGUAAUGACACUCCACCUAUAACCUUUGACCUCAGACAGAAGGCGAUUAAGUGAUCACAAGGACCUGCACAUGGGAGUGGUCGGUGCUGGAAAGCAGCUUUCAGGUUCCUAUCAAUAGGUAUAUUUGAAUACAUGAGAACUAUUGACCUUUUGUAUUGAUAAUGUAUGUACAUGGUAGUGUAUAUGUAUAUCUUGCCAUCAGGGUUAAAACAUUUGGUUAUAUAAAUGUAUUCUUGUGGCAAAGGAUGAAUUAUGUUUAGGACCUUUUUUGUUUUGUUCCCGAGGGAAAGCGAUAUUUUUUUUCGACGGGAGAUCAAGACUUUUAUCUUGGUGAACUCUUGCGUAGACGCUUGAAGUCAGGGAGGCCACUGGCCCGGAUGGUUCUGGCUCCGUCAGCCUGGGAGACCUGGAGACGAGACGAGACGAGACCACGGCACAUAAACAUAAUCAGAGCCUCAUUUUUAUCCUCUUGUUUUCACUUCCUGGAGAGACCAUUACCGGACGGACCUAGUAGCUUAAGAUGUUUGUUUUUUCCUCCACAUUUCACAAAUUGAGCGCGGGCAGCACUGAGCUGUCGACGUCCCCGUUCACACUAUGAAAUCGUGUCUUUUUGAGAUAGUUUGUUUACAGAGCUGGACAGAUAGUGUUCUCCACUCCCCCAGGUUGCACUCCUCCUGAACUGAUACAGAAUCCUGUGGAUCUCUCUCAGAGGAAACGUAGUCUCCAUCUCUCCGGAGUCCAGAGGCUGAGAGACGCCCUCUUAAACUGCAGCCACGUCCCGAUACGGUGUUCCCAGAUCCCAGAGUGCUUUGUGUUGCAGUGUUUUAUUUACACUGUUUGUUGUGCUUAAUUUAAUAGUCAUUAAUAUAUUUGACCUCUUGUGUAUCUGACAAGCCUAUCUAUGAAAAAAAAAUUUGCUUUGUAAUGGUUGGUGCUUCAUUUUGAAAAUGUACUUAUUAGGAUCCCUUUAUUCUGAGAUUUUCCUCCCUCAUUCAAGAACAGUAUUUCAACAAAAAAAAAAAAAAAAAGCUAAAGUACAGUUUUAUUGUACUGGUGCUAAGACAGAUUUUGUGUUGACAAUCAAUGAUGUUUUGGUUUGAAGUCACAAACUAAUAAAAAGAUAUUUAAGACGAAGAGACUUAAGGUGUAAAGAAAAGUAUAGUUUAGUUAAAGAGAAACGGGAUACAACACGACUGAAAGACUGAGCAGUGUGUGAAGAGCCUUUUAUUUGAUUCUUUUAUAAGAAAUCAACAAGAAUAAAGCAUGAUUGUGAAUCAUA
Molecule: messenger RNA, 6481 nt
Organism: Sebastes umbrosus (honeycomb rockfish)
Lineage: Eukaryota; Metazoa; Chordata; Actinopteri; Perciformes; Sebastidae
Gene: bcorl1
Product: BCL6 corepressor-like 1
Exons: 13
Coding region: 484-5079 (1531 amino acids)
Biological process (GO): negative regulation of transcription by RNA polymerase II
Cellular component (GO): nucleus
Molecular function (GO): protein binding; transcription corepressor activity
Source: RefSeq, a predicted model, not a curated record